Messenger RNA from Saccoglossus kowalevskii, 952 nucleotides. Its product is annotated as hemicentin-1-like. Lineage: Eukaryota; Metazoa; Hemichordata; Enteropneusta; Harrimaniidae. Gene Ontology annotation, molecular function: axon guidance receptor activity; calcium ion binding. Gene Ontology annotation, cellular component: plasma membrane; axon; neuronal cell body. The record is from RefSeq and is a predicted model, not a curated record. Gene Ontology annotation, biological process: synapse organization; homophilic cell-cell adhesion.
AUGUAUUUGUCCUCCUGAUCAGCAUCAGUUAGCCAAUAAAAAAAUAUGUGUGGGACUAAAAUGGAGACCUAACAAUGCAUUAGAAAGUGGUUGUGGUAGUGGAUAUAGGUCAAUCAGUGGAGGUUGUGAAGACAUAAAUGAAUGUUUACAGUCCAAUUCCUGUCAGCAUGAGUGUGAAAAUACAGACGGCAGUUAUAUCUGUACUUGUCCACAUGGGUAUAGAUUAAAAUCAAAUGGAAGAGACUGCCGAGACAUAAAUGAAUGUUUACAGUCCAAUUCCUGUCAGCAUGAGUGUGAAAAUACAGACGGCAGUUAUAUCUGUACUUGUCCACAUGGGUAUAGAUUAAAAUCAAAUGGAAGAGACUGCCGAGACAUUGAUGAAUGCCAUGAACAGAAUAUCGAUUGUGGUAGUAAUCGUAUGUGUUUCAACCAACGUGGUGGAUAUGAAUGUGUUGAUAUCCCUUGCCCGGCAAAUUAUGAAAGAACAGAAAGAGCAGGGUAUUGUGUGCGAAAAUGUCCAUACAACGAUGUCCACUGUCGUAGAGAUGUACUGGAGUAUAUGACAUUAUCGUUAGCGAAUGGUAUUCGUAGCCACCAGGAUCUCAUACGAUUAUUCACCAAAAUACAAGAUGGCCAGAUUCAUGAGAAUUCUUUUUAUAAGAUUAUACAAAACACAUCUAGGCGAUGUGGUUGUACAUGUGACUGUUCUACUCAGGUACCCUUCAACAUACGCCAUGACAGAAACGGAAAAGGUGUCGUCUACACGUUAGAACCGCUUACAAAUGCCAAGACAUAUCAGAUGACGGUGGAAGCGACCGGGUACAAUGACGCUCAUCAAAUCGAGUAUCAGACUACAUUUGUUAUAUUUAUAUCAGUGUCAGUGUAUCCAUAUUAAAUAUUCAUAAACCUUAGAUGUGUAGUUUAUGCAGUGUCUUGCCGUCGUUACAAAGAC